AUGUCUUCCCUUAAGAAAUUAUCAUUGCGUGGUUGCAGUGGACUUAAUGAUACGAAGUUUCUAAACCAAGGUGUGUGCAAAUUAAAACAACUUCAAGAGUUAGAUAUUUCCUAUAAUGACAUCAGUAGUAGUUUGCCUUCAUGUCUGGCUAACAUGACAUCUCUUCAAUCGUUAGAUCUCUCUUCCAAUAAUUUUGUUGGAAACAUCUCUUUAUCUCCACUUAGGGAUUUAACAAAUCUCGAAUAUUUGGAUCUCUCAAACAAUCUUUUUCAAAUUCCAAUUUCGUUGAGUCCAUUUUUCAACCAUUCAAAGCUCAAACACUUUGAAAGUUGGGGUAACAAUGAAAUAUAUGGAGAAAAAACCGAACAAAAUUUGACCCCAAUAUUUCAACUAGAGACUCUUUAUAUAGAUGGUUAUGCAUGCAUUGAAGCAUUUCCCAAAUUCCUUUAUUACCAGCAUAACCUACGAGUAGCCAGUCUGCAGAGCUUGAAAUUGAGAGGAAGAUUUCCAUAUUGGUUGUUACAAAACAACACAAAACUAGAAGCGUUUUACUUAAAUAACAAUUCCCUCUCAGGGCCUCUUCAAUUACCGUUUCAUUUCCAUUUGAAUUUGUCAGUUUUAGAUAUCUCAGAUAAUCUCUUCCACGGAAUUAUUCCACUAGAUAUUGGAACACAUUUUCCGAGAUUGAAAUUGGUAGACUUGUCUAAAAAUGAUUUCAAUGGUAGCAUUCCUUCUUCAUUUCGAAAUAUGAGCCUAUUGCAAAUUUUAGAUUUAUCCAACAAUCAUAUUUCUGGAAGUCUACCCUCUGAUUUUAGCUGUUCAAAUAUGAUAGGAGUUCAUUUGUCUAGAAAUCAGCUUCAAGGAUCAUUAGAAGAUGCAUUUUUCGAUUGCCUUCCAUUGGUUGUGUUAGAUCUUAGCCACAAUAAUAUGACUGGAAGCAUUCCUUUAAAAUUUAAACUCCUGGUGAAAGCAUUUAUGUAUUGGGAUGCAAGAGAUCAUAAUGAAGGAGUGUUGGAUAAUGGUGAUGAUGAUUUUAUUAUUAAAAGAGAGUUGGUGCUCUGA
This is a messenger RNA of Manihot esculenta (cassava), 1062 nucleotides long. RefSeq names its product receptor-like protein 1. The coding region runs from base 1 to 1062 and encodes 353 amino acids. The transcript has 3 exons. Gene Ontology annotation, molecular function: protein binding. Lineage: Eukaryota; Viridiplantae; Streptophyta; Magnoliopsida; Malpighiales; Euphorbiaceae. The record is from RefSeq and is a predicted model, not a curated record.